AUGUCGCAUCGAGCGCCGCGUCCGCUUCGGCUGUUGCAGUCCUCUUGGAGCCUUGGGUUCGAGCGUGGAAAAGGCUGCACGGCACCAACUAUUGCAGUGUAUAAACCCUCUGGCCUUCCGUACUUUGCCGCAUCACAGGUGGCUGCGUGCAGCGGCGGAAGAGAGUUAUUUUCUGCCUCACCAGGCAACAUGCCGGCAGUGGAGCCAACUGAUGUCAGUGAUUCUCUGCUCAGUAGGAUGACAGACCUGCUGCCACCUGGAAGCGGCACGCCUCGUGUGGUUCUUCCACUCAUUCACCCGGCGUUAUCGCGAUAUGCCACGGCAUCGCAGGUGAAUGCGUUGACGGCGCAACGGAAGGGAACAUCACUUGUUGCCUGCUCACCGCAUGAAUUUAUGUUUCUUCGCAACUGUCACCGACUGCAUCUUGUACGUUCUGUCUAUCGUGUGCUGUGUCGUCUUCCUUCCUGUGUCUCUAUUCGAGUGCGACAGGCCCUAUGUGAAAGAAAUGCGGCCGAACGAACCACAAGGAAUGCCUUUAAGAAUCCUUACGUUCAACAGUUUUUGCGGCGCUCCGGAAGCACCUCGGGUGAGUCCGGUAACAUUUUUCUUGGUACGGACGGGAGUGGGAGUUUGCCUCGGUGUGCCUAUCCGCAUCCAUUGCUACAAGGGGGAUUUAUUAACGUUAAGGAGCGGUGUUUGUUGCCCCAUGGCACCGUUUCUGGAUAUCUCAGUGCUUAUCAAAUUCCACGUGAUGUGCAUGCGAUUGUGAAGAAGCAGCAGCGACUUAAGGCACUUUUUCUGCCACCCAUCGCAACGUCAACUUUGUCCCUUGCGUCUACAUUACCGCAGGCAAUGGAUGUCGUAGCUGGGGACAGUGGCGCAGCAGGGUGUGACAUAUGCCGAAGGAAAAUGACCGGCCAGGAUGAGGCCUCGCCGCACCCCUGGAUUGGGCCUGAGUGCCAAUUGCGGAUUGCGCUUGAUGUGAGGGUUGCGCCAGAGAAGGUGGUGGCGAGUGAGAUGGAGGAUGCUGCGCAGGACAUGGACCACGCCUGUUUCUCGCACCUGGACAAGAAGGGAGGCACACUGUCACCUCAACAGCUGCGGGGGAAACGUGGCGCUUGUCGUUUAGUGGGGAAACCGUUCAAGUUUGAUUUUCGGUUAGUCACGCUCAACAAUGCCUGCGACCUUGCGUUGUAUGAGGUCGGCACCAACAAUGCCUCCGAUGAGGAGGUUAAGGCUGCCUUUGCGGCUGCCAACUUCACAGUCGUCAAUGAUUUUGUGAAUGAUGUUACGCUUGCAGAGGCCAUGCAGGAGGUUGCAGGGGUGCUCCACACGCUGCCGCAGAUACAACUUGCGGACUUGCCAAUGAUCGCUCAACACGUGCUGCGCGAGGGAUCUCCCUUGGAGUUGGUUGCCGAACCACUCCUCGCCACCUCCACGGCAUCCCCUGUGGAAGUUUCUACCGAGUCGCAGGCUGAUGGGUUAAAGCAGCUAGAGCAGGUGUCGGAGCUCACAGGUGUGCAUGGCCGUCGCUAUCGUCUUCUCUUAGAGGCUCUGAGAAACCUAGAAGAUGAGAAGACAUUCUGUCGUGUCGCCCAGUUAGCGUUGGGUGGUGGCCUGGAAUGUACCGCGCUGCACUUUCCCGAUCCAAGGCAGGACGCCAACCUGAAUGCCGUCCAACAUCUUCUUUUGCGAAUGGAAGAGGGAGAGGCGACAGAGGCGUACUGUAAAAAUGUUGCGGAGCGUAUGUCGUUUGUAAGCCGUGGGACCACCGUGGACUGUGAGACAUACGAGACCCUGAUUCACGAUGACGUCGUGCGAUGUCUUCCAUCGCAGCGUGACGUGACGGUGGCGUGGGGUGCUGGACAUCCCACCGUUGUGCGCAGCGAGGAGUGUGGGGAAGUGGGGUGUGCGUAUUGUGGGGAACGUGGCCACGUUUGGAGCGCAUGCCCCGCGGGUGUUCCGUUACUACCAAGUCAGACAGGCUCUGUUGUUGAAGAUGACAAGAAGGGUGGAACGUGCGUCGUGGGUGACACCUUCCUGAUGUCCCGAGACGAGUCCGACGUGGCAGGAAAGGCCUUGGACAACAUGCUCCUGGCUACUGUCGACGACGUGGAAUUUGCCCUUGAGGAUGCCACGAGGCGGCAGGGUAAUGCAAAUGUUAUUUCAAUCCCAAACGUUGCCCCAACGCAGACGUUUAACCCGCAUGCAUGGCGUCGUCACCACCAACGGCCAGCUUUGCACCAACGCCGUUUGCGAUGUGCAUACUGCAGCGGACAGCAUCACAUUACACGGUGUCCGCGGCUCUCCGGUGCCGAGACGGGUGCUCACCCGGGGGGCACGUUAGACACGGAACAGCUUCGUAUGAAUGCAGAGAAACUGUUCUGUAUUAAAUGUGGGGAAUUUGGCCACUUGUAUGAUCAAUGUCCGGCCGUGCCGCGGGGCCUUCACACGGCAACGCAUUGCCCCAUAUGUCUACAACCUCACCGUAAUAUACAACAUGAGCCUUUGCACUGCCCACGUCGCGUCACGCCCCCACAGGACUACCUCGCAAGUGGCGUUCCCGCAGGCCUCGUGCGAAGUGACAAGGGGAGGAGGAAGCCAGCCCAUCACGGGGGUGAUGUCCUCCUUGCGGAUUCCUUUUUAUCACAUAUCUAG
This is a messenger RNA of Trypanosoma rangeli, 2658 nucleotides long. RefSeq lists its product as uncharacterized. The record is from RefSeq and is a predicted model, not a curated record. The coding region runs from base 1 to 2658 and encodes 885 amino acids. Lineage: Eukaryota; Euglenozoa; Kinetoplastea; Trypanosomatida; Trypanosomatidae. The transcript has a single exon. Gene Ontology annotation, molecular function: zinc ion binding; nucleic acid binding.